Entamoeba dispar SAW760 is the source of this 981-nucleotide messenger RNA. RefSeq lists its product as uncharacterized. Gene Ontology annotation, cellular component: nucleus. The record is from RefSeq and is a predicted model, not a curated record. Gene Ontology annotation, biological process: dephosphorylation. The transcript has 2 exons. Gene Ontology annotation, molecular function: protein tyrosine phosphatase activity. Bases 1 to 981 code for a protein of 326 amino acids. Lineage: Eukaryota; Evosea; Mastigamoebida; Endamoebidae.
AUGGUUGUUAUCACUCUUGUUUGUUCUGUUAUUGCUUUCAUUGACUUCAUUUGUUCUGUGGGUAUUAUAAUUGUUGGAUGUUCUACUAAUUUAUUUAAUCAACAACUUGAAGAUAACAAACCAGGAACAAUACUUUUGUGUUGUUAUACGAUUGUGUAUAGUUUAUUAAUUUCAUUUGGUUCUAUCAAAAUUAUGGACCAUUUAUUUAAAAUGGUUUUAACAGUCAUUGUGUUAUUAGGAUAUUUAAACAUUAUCCCAGUUGUUUUUUCAAUUUUACAAUUAUUUUCAUUAAAUUCGUUUGAUACCUGGAUUGUAGUAAUUAUUAUUAUACUAACAUUAAUUAUUGAUAUUCUCUUCUUACUUCAUUCCUUAUUUUCUAUUUAUUUCACAGGAUAUUUCUUUGUUUGCUACAUAUUAUUUUUGAAUAAGACAUAUUCCAAACCACCAAAUAACAUAUCAACGGAUGAUAUUAGUUUUACUCAAUUAACAGAAGACAUGUCAAGUAAUGGGAUAAUGUAUUUUUCUUAUGCGCCAGGUUCUACAAAUCAUUUUAGAAGAAGAGUAUUAGAGAAUGACAUUCAACAAUUGAAAAAUAAGCAUAUCACUACAGUAGUAUGUUGUUUAACAGACCAUGACCUAACCCGAUUAAAUAUGAAUGGUUAUCAACAAGUAUUAGAGUCUCAUGGAAUUACUUAUCUUCAUUGUCCAAUGAUUGAUUAUUGGAUUCCUGAUAAUAGAGCAUUGUACGAUUCUAUGAUAAGUAGAGUUAAAACAGUACUAGAAAAUGGUGAGGUUGUAUUAGUUCAUUGUAAUAGUGGGAAAGGAAGGACUGGACUAUUUGCAGCAGGGGUACUUUCAAAGAUUUUACCAGGAGAAUCAAGUUCGUAUUAUAUUAAACAAAUUAGACUAUGUCUUCCAGGUGCUUUUGAUACAUUUUUGCAACGACUUUAUUUCUAUAUGUAUAUCAAUAAAAUAUAUUAA